AUGUGGGUGUUCGGUGUCCGUGGAGGAGCCGGUGCGUGCCCUGCAGCACCGGAAAAAUAUGUCUACCCAAAAUACGCACAAAUUGUGGAUGAGUCCUCUGUUUCUAAUUAUAUGCCAGAUGCUGAAGUGACUUCAUUCAACAACUAUUUUGAUUUGAUCCUAUCUACCACCCUUGUCUCAGACUCGCGGUAUACAAGAAAUCUUGUGGACAGUGGAAAUGGAAAGUUCAACUUGAUGAUCUUGUGCUGGGGUGAAGGGCACGGCAGCAGCAUCCAUGAUCACACCGACUCACACUGCUUUAUGAAGAUCCUCCAGGGAAAUCUAAAGGAGACUCUGUUUAAAUGGCCUGAGAAAAAAGGGAAUGGUGAAAUGAUUAAAAAAUCAGAACGAGUUUUAAGGGAAAAUCAAUGUGCCUACAUUAAUGACUCCAUUGGCCUGCACCGUGUGGAGAACAUCAGCCACACGGAGUCUGCCGUUAGCCUGCAUUUGUACAGCCCACCUUUCGACAGCUGUAAUACCUUUGAUCAGAGGACUGGACACAGGCACAAAGUCAAGAUGACCUUCUACAGCCAGUUCGGGGAAAGGACUCACUGUGCAACAGCAGUGCCACAGGAGAACAACUGA
Molecule: messenger RNA, 624 nt
Organism: Nestor notabilis (Kea)
Lineage: Eukaryota; Metazoa; Chordata; Aves; Psittaciformes; Psittacidae
Gene: CDO1
Product: cysteine dioxygenase type 1
Exons: 7
Coding region: 1-624 (207 amino acids)
Biological process (GO): L-cysteine catabolic process
Molecular function (GO): ferrous iron binding; cysteine dioxygenase activity
Source: RefSeq, a predicted model, not a curated record